CCGGCUGCAGCUCUCACACUAGUUCCAGUCACAAGCGCAUAUGUGAUACAUUUUGACAUUUGCCAGUAAGAUGAGAUGUGGAAAUGAAGAUACACGACUAUUAUGUGUGAUUCGAUGUGCUUUAUCUUUUACUUUAUGCCACUGAUCGAUAAGAAAGUAUUUAAGAAGUGUAACUGUUAAACAGAAGGACUUUCUGUUUAACUUGGAUGAACUGGAAUAUCCAGGGAGAGCUACACUGCCGUCCAGUCACACCUCCGCUGCACUUCAACCCUGCUGCCAGCCACAAUGUCAGCAGAUGCUUCAUCUUCCAGGGUGGCCGACUGUCUCCCCACAGAGUUUGACGUGGUUGUCAUAGGGACAGGUUUACCUGAAUCCAUCCUUGCAGCUGCCUGUUCAAGAAAUGGCCAGAGGGUUCUGCAUAUUGAUUCAAAAAGUUACUAUGGAGGAAACUGGGCUAGCUUCAGCUUUUCAGGAUUGCUCUCCUGGUUGGAUGAUUAUCAGCAAAACAAUGACGUUGGGGGAGAAAGUACUGCUGCAUGGCAAGAUCUGAUCCAUGAAACAGAAGCAGCUGUUGCACUUUGCAGGAAGGAUGAAACCAUUCAACACAGAGAAGUAUUUUGUUAUGUCAGUCAAGAUAUGAAUGACAAUAUUGAAGAAAUCGAUGCUGUCCAGAAUAACCCUUCCCCAGUGGCACCCAGCAGCAUCUCUAAACCACUGGAUUUUGCAAGCUUAUCUGAAGAAACACACUCAUUGUCCACCACAAGCUACAAAAUGCCUGCCAGAGACACUCCAGAAAGCGAUGGAGAGAUUUCACCAGAAGUAACAGAUACAGAGGAAAAGUAUUGUGGAGAUGAAACCUGUAUACAUUCAGAUUUAGCUGGGGAUAAAGGUGAAAACAAACCUGUAAUGGAAGGCAAUAGUGAUCAAUCAAAGAGAAAUAGGGUUACCUACUCUCAAAUAGUGAAAGAGAGCAGGAAGUUUAAUAUCGAUUUGGUAUCAAAGCUGCUGUAUUCUCAGGGAUUGCUAAUUGAUCUUCUGAUCAAGUCAAAUGUUUGUCAUUAUGCAGAAUUUAAAAAUGUCACUAGGAUUCUUGCAUUUCGAGAAGGAAAAGUAGAGAAGGUGCCUUGUUCCAGAGCAGAUGUCUUUAAUAGCAAAGAACUCACUAUGGUUGAAAAAAGGAUGCUAAUGAAAUUCCUGGCUUUUUGUUUAGACUAUGAACAACAUCCCGAUGAAUAUCAAGCUUUCAUGCAAUGCUCGUUUUCAGAGUACUUAAAAACUAGAAAGUUAACCCCGAACCUCCAACAUUUUGUCCUACACUCAAUUGCAAUGACAUCAGAUUCAUCUUGCACCACAAUAGAUGGCCUUAAAGCAACAAAAAACUUCCUUCAGUGUCUUGGGCGAUUUGGCAACACUCCCUUUCUAUUUCCUUUGUAUGGCCAAGGAGAAAUGCCCCAGUGUUUCUGCAGGAUGUCUGCAGUUUUUGGUGGCAUCUACUGUCUUCGCCGUCAAGUGCAGUGCCUUGUGGUUGACAAACAGGCUGGAAGAUGUACAGCAAUUAUAGAUCAGUUUGGUCAGAGGAUAAAUGCCAAAUAUUUUAUUGUGGAGGACAGUUACCUUUCCAAGGAAACGUGUUCAAAUGUGCAGUAUAAGCAGAUCUCUAGGGCAGUGCUCAUUACAGAUGAGUCUUUAUUAAAGACAGACUCAGAUCAGCAGGUUUCCAUUUUGAUGGUGCCACCUCUGGAACCGACAGCGUGUGCUGUUCGGGUCACUGAACUAUGCUCGUCAACCAUGACAUGCAUGAAAAACACCUACCUGGUGCACCUGACCUGUGCAUCUUCUAAAACAGCGAAAGAAGACCUAGAGUCCAUGGUGAGAAAAUUAUUCACCCCAUACGCUGAAACAGAGAAAAGCCCGGAAGAGCUUACAAAGCCAAGAAUCCUGUGGGCUCUUUAUUUUAAUAUGAGAGAUUCCUCGGGAGUCAGCAGAAGCUCAUAUACUGGCUUACCGUCCAAUGUUUACGUCUGCUCUGGGCCUGACUGUGGACUGGGAAAUGAACAUGCAGUCAAGCAAGCUGAAACACUUUUUCAGGAGAUCUUUCCAGGUGAGGAAUUCUGCCCCCCACCUCCAAAUCCAGAAGACAUUAUUUUUGAUGGCGAUAGGAAGCAACCAGAGACUCCUGGCACCGGUAACAUCACAGUGGUUGAACCAGAAUCCAGUGAGGGAAGCAAAGACCUUGAAAGCCCAGAGAAACACUUUCAAGAUUAGAAAAAGGCAAACUAAAAAUACUGACUCGGGCCUUCACCUUGGCAUCAGAACAUUCUCAUUGGAAGGACAGUUUUCUAUAUGAGUAACUAGAUGUGGUUGUAAAGAUAUAUUAUAUGGAAAUGCCAGCUUUAAUCUUUAAAAUUAUCUUGUGACAUUGGAGGUCUUUGUUUAUCAGUAACUGAUUCAUUGAGAACUAGACUUUUUUUUUUUUUUUUU
Messenger RNA from Condylura cristata (star-nosed mole), 2481 nucleotides. It is a transcript of the gene CHML, whose product is annotated as choroideremia-like (Rab escort protein 2). Gene Ontology annotation, molecular function: GDP-dissociation inhibitor activity. The record is from RefSeq and is a predicted model, not a curated record. Gene Ontology annotation, cellular component: cytoplasm; nucleus; Rab-protein geranylgeranyltransferase complex. Gene Ontology annotation, biological process: small GTPase-mediated signal transduction; protein geranylgeranylation; vesicle-mediated transport. Lineage: Eukaryota; Metazoa; Chordata; Mammalia; Eulipotyphla; Talpidae. The coding region runs from base 286 to 2265 and encodes 659 amino acids. The transcript has 2 exons.